Rotaria sp. Silwood1 is the source of this 2535-nucleotide messenger RNA. The record is from the annotation of a GenBank genome assembly. NCBI's taxonomy places the organism in Eukaryota, Metazoa, Rotifera, Eurotatoria, Philodinida, Philodinidae.
AUGCGCUUGCGUCGAGGAACAUUAUUUCAAUCCAUUCCAACUAUUGAUCAACAUUUACUUCAAGAUAAGCAACAUCCUUUAUCAUGGAUUAUGUCCGAAUUUGUUGCCAUUACAGCGGCAGCAGCGGCUCGAAUACUAUUUGCUAUUCAUGGCAUUGCAGCUAUUUGGCGAGUAGCAUUAGUAUAUAAACAAAACAAAUAUUGGUUUCAAGCUAUCACUCUUUUUGGUAUCCCGGCUGAAUUUUUCGUUACACUCUAUGUUAAUAAUGGUCACGAAUGGAAAUGGUUUUGUCCAUCCGUAUUCUUUUAUUUAUGUACUGUUAUACCAAGUGUAUGGUUUCUUGAACUUGAUCUUGCCGAAAGACGAUCAAAAUUUAAUGUAACACAAGUACUUGGUUUAAUUCCGGUAUCACAAGGAAUUACUCAUCUUGAUACUGAAGAUACAAUACCACUCGUUCCAUGGAAAAUUCCAGCUGAAAUGUGGACACAAAUUGUUGAACAAACACUUCUUCUUGUUCUUAUUAUUGGACGUUGGUUAUUACCCGUCGGAAAAACAAUGACACGUGAUCAACUUUCUCAAUUAUUACUUGUCUAUAUUGGUACAGCAGCGGAUAUAAUUGAAUUAUUUGAAGCAUUUAAAGAACAUGAUGUUCAACGUAAUCUAACUAUAAUACAUCUUAUUUUAACAGCUUGGUCAAUAAGUUUAAUGCAAUUCACACUUGUUGUUACAUCAACAAAAACACGUAAAAAACGUACAGUAGUUUUUGGACGAACAGAUUCAAAAGAAAUUGAAACAUGUUUUGGUUGUCGAUUAUUUUGGGAAACUGAACUAUGGGCUCUGUCAACUACAAUUCUUUUACAAGAUGGUCCAUUCCUUUGUCUUCGUCUUGGUUUAAUAAUUCAUUAUAAAAUAAUUUCACAAUCAAAUGUAUUUUUUACGACCAAAAAUUUUCUUGUUGUUCUAUUACAAUUCUAUCGAGUUUGUGUUAUUGUAAUUGAACAUCGAAAACGUCAUUUACUGGCACGCUUAUAUGAUAUUAAUGCAAUAAAUCAAACACCUAAUCAUUUACCUGUUGUACGACGAAAAUCUUCUAUAGCACGGAAAAAACGACCUGGUUCAAUAGUAACAACACCAAGGGGUAGUUUUAUUUUACAAUCAAAUUCAAUGACGAAUCUUCGUCCUAUUAGUAUGAAUGGUGAUCAUGUUAGUUUCGAUGGAAAUUCAGAUCCAUUACCAAGACGAAAACAUUCAUCUGCGGAGCCAUUGGAAGGAAAGGAGAAACGUAUGUCGACAGAAACAAUAUUUCGACAAUUGGGCAGACUUAACGAAUCUUAUACGGGUAUCGGACCCGGUAAGACACGUGAAGAAUACUUGAAAUUAUUUUCCCGAGCAAGCUACUCAACACAGAAUGAAUGGCCUUAUUCCAGUCCAUUUGCUGGCUUCUAUGAUAUAUCAAACACAAGUACAGGUUUAAUUUUACUCAAUCAACGAUAUAAAUUUUCACAUUUACGCGGAAAAAUUUUACCGAAAGAAACUACACGUCCAUCUGAAGAAGAUUAUAAAACAUUUUACGAAGCUAUUCUUGAAUCUGAACAAGAACCAAAAUCAAAACAUUCACAUAAACUUCUAUUACCAAGAAUACCGGUUGAUCCUUAUCGACAUUUCGAAAGUAUGUUUACAGGUCAAAACAAAUAUUGGCAUAAUCGUAUGUGUAAAGGUUCACACUCAGUUGACAAUACAACAGAUCAACCUAUUAUUGAAACAAAUAUGACGCUACGAUCUCGUCGACCACAAACAGCUAGACCAUUUCAUAAAAAACGAAAUCUUUCAUCAUCACCUCAUCGUCGUUCUCAAUCUGCUUCAGGCACCUAUGAUAAACUGAUUGAUGAAUGUCAAACUGAUCCAACAUUUGCUGAAUCACUUUGGCAAUAUUACCAUUAUGUUGUAGAAAAAUCACAACGACCUAAACUUGGUUUACAACAAUUUCAUAUUAAAGAACCAUCAAAUAAACGUUGGAGACAAAGUGGAAUCUAUCGUAAUCCGGCAUUAACACAUGGUCAAAAAUUAUAUUUAUUAGAAAAAUGUCAUAUUUAUGACAUGGGAGAUACGAAAGCACGUCAUACAAAUGCUUAUGUACAAGUUUUAACUAGACGUUUUAAUGCAGGUUUAAAUGAUCCAAGAGAUUAUUUUACAUAUGCAAAAUUUUUGAAAACUCCACGUCCAACAGCUCGUUCAUUAAAUACAGGUUAUUUUACUUCUAAAAAACCUAAUCAUCCUCGUAUACCCAGUAAUCAUAAAAAACAACAAAUCGAUAUACAUUCAAAUAAUUAUCUUGAUAAAAAAGAUUUUGCUAUUAGAUCAAGUUCAUCAUCGACAAAUAAAAAAUUAUCGAAAGACUAUAGUUCGAAUUCAUCUCGACGUAUUAGUGCAACAUCAUUUUCAACUAAUAAUGAAAAUACUGUUACUGUUCGUCUUCGUCAUGAACCAAAACAAAUACCUAAAAUUCCUGUUGUAUCAUCAGAAUCACAUGAUUAA